GUGAAAUAAGCAGGUGACAGAAGAAUGCAAAGAAGUACCUUGGCAUUGAUUUGGGGAUCAAAAUGCUGGGUAGAUAACAUCAUUGCUUACUGAAGUACAUUUGUCUUCCUGUGAAGUAGACUUUGGCUUGUGAAUCUGGACUAAUGUGUAUGUUCAAGCUUACAAAGGUGACCAGUAAAGUUCUCUCUGAGCAGCCAAAAAGCAGACAGCUCAUGACUUCUGAUCAGGACACUAAAGUUGUGGCUGAACCGCAGGUGCAGCAAGUACAAGAAGUUAAGGACGGUUCUCAUCUAGAGUCAACCAAGGUUUCCGAGUUAAACCCUAAUGCAAAGGUGUGGGGAAAUCAUAUGUUACACUUGGAAGCAAGUGGUGCCGCUGAUGGUAGUGUGAGCAAAACGUGGGAAGAAAUACCUGACCAACCUCCAGAUUCUUGUAAAGAAGGACUGGAUGCCAACGGUGAUGGCGACAAAAAGCAUCAGAAUGCAGUGCUGACAGAGCUGCCGGAGCCGUCACCAGCUGUGUCGGUGUCAGACCAGACAGAUAUGAACCCUUUGGCUCUCGAUCAUUCUGAGUAUGAGUCUAUGCAUGAAACCACCCAGACAGGUGGAAACGAGCAGUUGCAGCCAGAAGGUCAGGAAGAUUUACGAGAAUUACUGAAAAAGACACUGGAAUUCUGUUUAUCUAGAGAAAAUCUUGCCAGUGACAUGUACCUUAUAUCACAGAUGGACAGUGAUCAGUAUGUGCCAAUAAUGACAGUAGCAAACCUUGAUCAUGUCAAGAAACUCAGUACUGAUAUGGAUUUGAUUGUUGAAGUGCUGAGAUCGUUGCCUUUAGUUCAAGUGGAUGAGAAGGGGGAAAAAGUUAGGCCAAAUCAGAAUCGCUGUAUUGUGAUUUUACGUGAAGUACCCGAAUCUACUCCCAUUGAAGAGGUUGAAGCACUUUUCAAAGGAGACAAUUUGCCUAAGUUCAUCAACUGUGAGUUUGCCUAUAAUGACAAUUGGUUCAUCACAUUUGAAUCAGAAGCUGAUGCACAGCAGGCUUACAGAUACCUUAGAGAAGAAGUGAAAACUUUCCAAGGAAAACCAAUUAAGGCAAGGAUAAAAGCGAAGGCAAUAGCUAUAAACACGUUUUUGCCAAAGAAUGGAUAUAGACCUCUGGAUAUGAACCUCUACACGCAGCAGCGUUACACAACAUCCUUUUACAUACCUCCAGUAUACAGUCCCCAGCAGCACUUCCCAUUGUACAGCUUAAUUGGCCCACAGACCUGGUCAGCCACGCACAGCUACCUUGACCCUUCAUUGGUAACACCAUUUCCAAAUACUGGAUUUAUCAAUGGAUUCACAUCUCCAACCUUCAAGCCUGCUGCUUCUCCACUGACAACACUCAGACAAUAUCCUCCCAGGAACAGGAAUCCUAGCAAGUCUCAUAUACGACAUACAAUACCCAGUGCAGAGAGGGGACCUGGGCUUCUAGACAGUCCUACAAUAUUCAACUUUUCUGCUGAUCGUUUAAUCAAUGGCGUCAGGAGUCCACAGACGCGGCAGCCGGGACAAAGCAGGACACGGAUGCAGAGUGCUACUACGAGUUACACCAAGAGGGAAGUAGGAACUGGGCGGAUGGAACAGACCAGCGUUGACUCGUCUCCUGGACUGGGGAGAGGAAGGAAAAACUCAUAUGGCUACCGGAAGAAAAGGGAGGACAAGUUUACAAGAGGCCAAACACAGUCUCCACCACCCCCAAAACCUCCAUCUCCCAGCUUUGAAUUGGGUUUAUCUAGCUUUCCUCCAUUACCUGGGGCUGCUGGCAAUUUGAAGACUGAAGACCUGUUUGAAAACCGACUGUCCAAUGUGGUAAUAGGAACGUCAAAAGAAAGAAACAUUAAUGUGGAUGCAAGUACCAACACUAUUCCAUCAGGAAUUCCUCGAGAGCCCUUGUUACCAGUUUCUUCUACAUUGCCCAGGACCUUUGAAAGGUCUCCUUCGCCACCCCAGUCUUCUGAGGACCCCAAGGUUGUGGAUAAACAGCAGAGAGAGACACAGAGUACAGAAAGACUUUCUUCUUCCACACUCAGUACUGCAUGUAAAUCGGUACAAGUCAAUGGGGCUGCCAUAGAACUGCGGAAACCUAGUUAUGCGGAAAUUUGCCAGAGAACAACUAAGGAUCCUCCUACAUUGCAACCCCAGAAAGAACAGAAGCCAAACACUGUAGCAUGUGGGAAAGAAGAAAGAAAGCCCACAGAAACAAUAGAGAAAAACAGAGAACCUCCUCCUGCAAAGUCACAUCCUGGACAACCCAAAGACCAGAGGAGACAGUCAGGACGCAGAUCGUCCCCUCCAGCCGUUGGCAAACGCUUAAAUAAAGAACAGAGUACCCCUCCAAAAUCUCCUCAGUGAAACUAACACCUGGGAGGGAUUUGAGAAGAGGUCUGCUUCCCACAAAUUAAACCCAUGUUCCCACUAAGAUACCUGAGAAUGAGUUGCUGGUUAGGAGCUUGCAGUGAUACUGGGCAUAUAACAAUGCCUGCAAGUUAUUUUUCUGUGAAAUACUUUUUCCCCUCUUGAACAAACAUUCUAUUUUUCUGGGUAUUUCUGGAUAGUUGUUCUAAACCUUACAUUUAGAUUGGUGCUUAAUUGGAGGUGAAGCUUAGUGUGAUUUUUUUUUUUCCUUUUUUUCAAGGUGUAAAAUAUUUGUCUUUAAAAAAGAAAUCAACUUUUUAUUAAGCCUCUCUGUGGCUGUGUGAGUGCAAGCUCUGUAUAGUGAGUUUUUUCUAAACUGUUAAGCAGAAAUGUGCUGCUGCAAUAUUUUUAAUAAACAGGUCUGCAAGUACAUAUCUAAAGUGUCCAAAAGACUGAUAACGGCAGCUAGUGUGUAGAGUGCAAGGAAGUAGAACAUAUUUUACAAACUAGUAUGUGACCUUGAAGAUUUUUUUUUUUAUUGGGCUGCUGUACUAAGUGUCAGCAAAUGAACUUGCACUUUUAGGUUAAAUGAGUAGCUGUUUCUAGUAUUUUUAAAAAAAUAAUCUUUUUUUGAUGUUUUGCACACACAAAAUUAAUUCUACGGGGCACCAUAGCAGUCUUUCUAAAAUAUUUCCUUUUUUUUUUUUGACUUACUGCAAGCAAGUAACCAUCUUCUCACUCCAGAAUAAAACUGAUGUUAUAAUUUGCAAAUACAAAGCACAUUGUGAAUAGAAAGAAUCAAGUCUGUGAGCUUCUAUGAUGGUGAAGCCUGUUAGUGAGUGGAUGUUAUCAGGAGAAAGCAGUGUAGCCUUCUUGUGAUAACUUUAGCUUCCCUGUACUUGUAAGGGAGUUAACUGAGUCAGCGCUGUAUAUUCUGGUUACCCCUGUGCUCUGUGUAGACUUUUUUUUAAGCUCUGCCCCAAGUGCUCUUUGAAAGAGUUCAUAUCUUAGUCAGCCUCGUGUUGACAUCUUCCUGUAACUACAAGCAUUGGCAUAUGGAUUUAAAUUUUUCAAGACGUGAGAUAGUGGUGUUUGUUUUGUGUGGUGGAGGAAGAGAUCCCUGAUAUUUACCUCUGGGAUGAGGUUUCUCACACUUAUUUACUUUAGAAGUGAUGCGCUUUCUGAAGGACAAGGAUGCACUAAAUUAGCAAGUUUCUAAUAAAGUUGAAUAUAAAUUAUUUUUGUUUUAAGAUGCCUAAAGUUUUUCUUUAAAUGUUUAAACUGCAGGAAGUUCAGACAAAACUCAUUCCUGCUGACUAUGACAGUACAGUUUAUUCCACAAAAAUGUUUAUUUAAACAACUGAUUUUUUUAAAGAAUUAUUUCCAUCCAAUAUUUAAAGACUUGAAUUUUAUUUAAACUUGAAAAUGACUUUGCCUUAACUUUUGUACAAGACAGCUUAGAGUUAAUGAGGUCUGACCCCGUGGAGGGUUAGCAUGAAUGGAAUACAGAAUUACUCAGUUACAGUAUGUAUCUAUUGUCACUGGUCUUACUGGGUAAACAUACUGUAGUACAGGAACUAGCAGCAGUUUUUGUAAUAUACCUUAAAGAUCUUAAACAGUUGAUCUUUUUCAGAUUGUUGAAAAACCUGUAAAUGCAAAUAGUCAAUACUGUAUUAAAUAUGUGCACUUGGAAGUGUGUGCUUUGCUUGUACAGUUGUAAAUAAUCAGAACAUAUAAAAAGGUACCCUAAAGAAAAAAAUCUGAUAAAAAUUAUUGAUAUUAUAAAUGUUGCUGUUGAGCUGGAUGUAGAUAAACUAAAUGUUGUGGUUUGAAUAUUACUUUAAUUCGUUGUUUUUUCUUUUUCUUAUUUUAUUCUGGUGUGUUGAACUGACUCUGCCUCUUCACUGCAAAAGGGAAAUGGAACGAAAGUCUUAUUUGAAAGCCCUCAAAUGUUUUCCCAAAGUCCCUCUAACAAACAAGCGAUUUAACCAAUUCAAAAAUGUUCUGCAAUGUAAAUAAUGAAUUUCAGCAGUCAAACUGUAAUUUUAAAGUCAUUAAUAAAAAUCAAGUCUAAUUGGGGAAAAACUUGACUGCUGCAAAAAUAUACACUGAAGCUUACUUGUGUGCUUUCAAGAGUAUCAGUGCAUGAUUCACAGAACUGUAAAGUAACUAUAGAAGUUGACUCCUGAUAAAUCUCCUAUUACAAGCGUCAAUUGGUAACUAGUUGACAUUUUAAAAUCCAGCCUGUUGUGUGCUGCAGAAUUGGUCAAAACAGGGCAUGCCGGAGUCUGUCAAUUUUUCUCGUUUGAAAAGCGCACUUUGUGAACGCUGCGGGAGGAGAUAAGACCCCGACAACAUCGCCAAAACCGCUCAACUCGUUCUGUCAUUGGAUUUAUUUUUUUUUAAUACGCUUCUCCUUUCCCCAGCGGCAGUGAACACGGUAGCUAGAUUUGUGUAUGGUUUAGGCCAGCUGUAUGAUUCAUUUUGUUUGUCUGCUGCAAGUGAAAGGCUUUCCAGCUGCAAACAAUCGCGAGUGGUUCCUUACAGCGACUGUGUAUGGCUCGUCAUGAUACUCAGCUGGUACCUGAGGUGAUAUAUUGAGACCAGCGGGGUGUGUUGUGCUGUUCUAAUGUAUUCUGCUGCCAUUUGUGCUAGGUCAAUACACUGUAAUUACUGCUUACCCAGCAACAGUCUGUUGCACCAAAAGUUUAAACCUUCCUCUGACGUGGUUUUUAUAGCUUUUUUUUAAAAAAACAAACAAAACAAAGUGACACGCCAAAUCGCUGUGUAACAUACCAUACAACUUCUUACUGCAUUUUACUUCAAGAUUGUUUUUUUCCUUUUUGUUUUUUUUCCACUCAGUGACAAAAUGGAGUUUUCAGAGUAGAGUUGUGAAGUUGCAUGCAGACUGUUGCUAUGAUACAGAGAGAGAUUAAAAUGUGGCUUUUAAAAUGAAAAACCUCCCAAAAGCAGUAGCUGAGUUCAGGGAUGCAGUAAUUAAAAUUGGCAUUUUACCUCGUAGGACUGUGUGGUGAUGCUUUUCAUUUUGAAAACAAGUCAAAAUGGGAUCUGAGACUCUCCUUCCAGGAACUUAAAAAAAUGAAGGUUGCUUUCAAAACCAAAGGUUGUUUCAGAUCAGUCCCUCACCGUGACAAUGUCAGUCACCACUUGGAAAUCUGUGAACAGUGGCAAUUUUUUUUACCUUGCUGCAUUACCCUUCAAAGCCCUGAGCAGCUGGCAUGGAAAAGGCCCUUGUUGGAACAUGGUGCAGUGUAUCACAAGCAACAGCUGCCUGUAAUGGUGCACACCUAUCUCUGUAUCUCCUUCAGUAGCUACAGGUAGGGACUUUUGUGCUUUGUAACCGAUUACACUAAUAGCAGCAGACAAUCUGAGAUUUCUAAGGAGACCUAACAGCUGCCAAUUCAUGAAACAGAAGUGUAAUAUGGGAGCCUUUUUGAGGGUUUUUGUUUUUGUUCUUCUUCCAUUAAGACUGGAAUCAAGCUUACAUGUAAACUAUCAGUAAUUUAAGUUUCCUUUUGUGUCAUAAAAUGUAAAACUGUCUAAUUUGAAAAAAAAAUAUGUAGGUUAUGAAAAAUAAAGAUUUAGGCACUGUUGAA
Molecule: messenger RNA, 6013 nt
Organism: Myiozetetes cayanensis
Lineage: Eukaryota; Metazoa; Chordata; Aves; Passeriformes; Tyrannidae
Gene: LARP4B
Product: La ribonucleoprotein 4B
Exons: 17
Coding region: 144-2393 (749 amino acids)
Biological process (GO): positive regulation of translation
Cellular component (GO): cytoplasmic stress granule; cytosol
Molecular function (GO): mRNA 3'-UTR binding
Source: RefSeq, a predicted model, not a curated record